Molecule: messenger RNA, 885 nt
Organism: Dichotomopilus funicola
Lineage: Eukaryota; Fungi; Ascomycota; Sordariomycetes; Sordariales; Chaetomiaceae
Exons: 2
Coding region: 1-885 (294 amino acids)
Source: RefSeq, a predicted model, not a curated record
AUGGGCAACGGCAACAAAGUCCCCGACGCCUGGGAUGACGAUGACUGGGAGGUGCAGGCCGACCGAGCAGCAAAGGAGGUGCCAGCAGCUCCAGCAGCUCGAGAACCUCCAGCGCCUCUGUCCCGGGCCGAACGCUUAGCAAAACACGCUGAGGAGCAGCGCAAACUUUGGGAGUCAGCAGAAACCCGCUCUGAGCCGGCGCUUUUCCUCCCUCCCCCAGCUAACGCCGUCCCCCUCACAACCCCCUUUAAACCAGCUGUUAAACUCCUGAGCCGCAAACCCGCGCCGCAGGUUGUCACCCGACGGGAUCCCAUCACCGGACUCGAGCAAUUGACAGUCCGAGACGACGACGACGACGAAGACGACGCCGAUAAGAAAAAGCAGGAGACGCCUGAAGAAAUCCGCAAACGGCAACAGCGCGAGCUAGAAGAGAAGCAGAGACGGUACGAGGAGGCACGGGCCAAGAUCUUUGGUGAAUCCAAACCGAAGUCGAAUACUUCCUCGGGCCAGUCAUCGCCGCGCACGGGGACACCGCCGUUAGGAGGUGGUGGAGGGGAGGGGAGACAAAAUUAUAGGGGUAGGGGGAGAGGAAGAGGCGGGCGAGGAGGGGGACGAGAUCGGGAUCGAGACCGGGACCAAGAAAACAUGCGGCAGGAUAGGAGACAGCCGAAUGCCCAGCAACCAGGAGGCACAAGGGAACUGUUUGACCCAGGCUAUUCACCUAAACCUGGGGGGUUCAACAGCCAAAAGCGCGGUGAUGCUUCUCCUCAGCUCGGGAGCCGGACGCCCCGGGAGGAGGACCAAAUCAUACGUGCACCUAGGGGACCAGACGGCAGCGGAAGAGGAGGGUUCGGGUUUGCGAGGCGCGGAGAUUCUAAAGGUUGA